Messenger RNA from Talaromyces marneffei, 1362 nucleotides. RefSeq lists its product as uncharacterized. The record is from RefSeq and is a predicted model, not a curated record. The coding region runs from base 1 to 1362 and encodes 453 amino acids. NCBI's taxonomy places the organism in Eukaryota, Fungi, Ascomycota, Eurotiomycetes, Eurotiales, Trichocomaceae. The transcript is spliced from 3 exons.
AUGAAGGGGAAGAAUACAGGCAAAAUCAUUCGGCCAAGGGGGCUCAAGAGACAGCAACACAAGAACGACGUGGAGCUCGACCGCUUGACGACUGAGCCAAAGUUCUGUCCAGAUGGCACGAAGGGACGCCGACUGUUACCAAACGUUGCACGAAUCAGCAGUUUUUUGCCCAACAGCCCUUUCCCCGGGACAGAGCUGACUUACUUCUCGCCGUCACUGGGACCCCUGACACCCUCAGUGCGAUACUUAUUCUAUGAGUUCCACUAUGAGGUCUCGAAAAAGCUCUAUCCCCGGGUCUUUUGCCGCCAGUCAAAGGAGAUUGAGUCGAGUUGGUUCGAGCUUGUAAUUGGGAGCCCGAGCGUUUUCCACUGCGCCAUGGCUGUGACAAGAGCCCGUAUAUCUCAAUACCAGGGCUACAAUGCUCAAUCCCUUGAGUCUAACGCUCAUUUCUUGCAAGCUUUGCGUUUGCUGCGUAAUGAUCUAGAAUCCAAUUCCAAGCCUCAGGAUUCUAGUAUCGCCGUGGCCAUCUCACUUGCCAUCUAUGCCAACCUCAGCGGCUCUUAUAGUGAAAGCCGAAUACAUCUCCAGGGCUUGAAGCGCAUGCUUGAACUACGCCCCGGUGGACUUGCAAUGUUAUGCCAGAAGGCUCCAGAGGUGGGCAAUAAGAUACGGCGCACUGACUUGGAGCUUGCGCUCAUGACAGGAACACCAAUUCUUUUCGGUUCUCAGAAAUUGACGACUCCGGUGCCUCCCUAUAUUGCUCCAUUGUACGAACAAAAGCCAUGCGUUACCCUGCCGGACUCAUUGAGUGAGGCCAGUUCGGAGGUCCGUUCCGCGAUGAUGGAUGUCCUGGCCCUUUGCUCUUUUGCUGGCAGUGCACAGCUCAGCGCCUUUCAGUAUCAAGACCUGGUUAUAUCCAUCUGCCAACGUCUGAGUGACUAUGCCCCGCUCAAUGAUGAGAGGCCGGUACAACCGCUAGAUGACGUCUGCCAACUGGGUCUUCUUGCCUUCAUGAGUACAUUCCUGAGUCGUCCUCGUGAAGUAAAUCCUACCUACUUUACUUUGCUCUCUGACUUAUUCCGACGACGUCUUGAAAUUUUCGAUAAUAUCUUGACAUAUGGUCAACCAGACAAUGACCCUUCAUUAUCUCUCUGGCUUUUAUUCAUCUACGCUGUGUCGUCACCACGCUAUGAGGAAUGCUGCCAGGCAGACUCAUUUGUUGGGAGGCAUAUUCUUGAGCUGGCAACUACACUCACCCUCGAGAUGUGGGAAGAUGUUGCAGCACACUUGACUAUGUACCCAUGGGUGGCAGCAUUCCACGAUGGACCAAGCAAAAAGCUCUGGAAUGCAGUUUAUAAAUGA